ACCAUGGAGUGUGUGGGGCGGUGGUCGGUUUUGGUCCUGGGAUUAUUGUAUUCCGGUUCUUAUGUGUCUGGAUUUUAUUACGGGAGAGAUGCCUCGGUUACCGUGGCAACCGCCAUAACACAAUGCCAGUCUUUGGGACUCAGGCUAGCCGUACUGGAGACCAGGGCGGAAUACGACUCGGCCAAAGCCUUCCUAAACACCUACAAUUCUCUGUGGGGAAAAUCAAAAAGCGUAUGGAUAGGACUACAAAGGGAUGCAACUCCGACUGUCUUCAAAUGGAUUGACGGUUCUGCGUUAACGUGGGCGCCGCUGUAUGCCGACCCGUGGAAGGAUGGCGGCACCCCCUCCACCGACGUAACUAAGGCCUGUAUAAAAAUGGAGUGGGGGUCCAGUCUUCCCUGGAAGGACCAUGAAUGUGCAGCUACUGAAGAUUUCCUUUGCGAAGGUUUCCUCUUGACCCCAUCCUCUCAAUUGAGCUGGUCAGGUGCAAAAAGUUCUUGUGAAUCUAUGGGCAUGAAGUUAGCAUCGCUGAAAACUACUGAAAUUAACGAAGCUGCCAUCAAAUACAUCAAUGUGAGAUAUAACAUAGCCGGAAUGUCGCCGGCUGAUCUUUGGCAUGGUUUUUACAAGACCACGAGCAGUGUGUUUACAUUCGAGGACGGCACGUCCUGUACUUCCGGUGUAUACGGUUCUGUACAUAAUGCGUAUCCCUGGCACCCCGGCGAGCCAGAUUCCUCCAGCCCAUGCAUCCGAUUAAAGUAUAUGGGCUCUCAGCAAUUUGUAUGGGCAGAUUAUGGCUGCUCAAGCACUUUCAGAUUCCUGUGCCAAGACCAAUUCACCACUAUUCCUACCACCACCACCACGCCUACUACUACCAGCACCACGACUACCACACCCGCCACAACCACCACUACUGAACUGGCGACUACCACCAAACCAUGGUGGUUCGUGGAGUACAGCGAGGACGGAAAAGCUAUUGGAGCCAACGGACUGACCUUUGACAAGUCGUCGCCCCCCGCCAGGUUUGGGGUUAUCGGGCUGGCCAUUGGUUUCUCCGUCUUCUCCAUGCUUACCGUGGGAGUUUGCGCCGUCUGGUUCUGCUGCCUCAGAAGUAAGGACGACUACCGCCACCAAGAGGAGGAAGUAGAGGAAAAACCCAAAAAGGUCUCCCCUAUGGACCGGAAGCCACACGGUCUGCAAUAUAUAGCGUAAACCGACCCGGUCACUCCUACAACGGAACCCGCGUAUAAUGGAAUAUCUAAUAUUAGUGAAAUGCGGCGACCGAUGAAAACUGUCUGGACAUUAUUUGAGCUUGUAGAAAUUUUAAACCACACCUUGUAGAUUCAUUUUAUUAGUUGAUUGAAAGCAUUGCAGUGUAUACUAUCUACCUGAAAUCAACAUUUAAACUGCUAAUAUAUAUAUAUAUAUA
Messenger RNA from Magallana angulata, 1429 nucleotides. Its product is annotated as macrophage mannose receptor 1-like. Gene Ontology annotation, cellular component: external side of plasma membrane. NCBI's taxonomy places the organism in Eukaryota, Metazoa, Mollusca, Bivalvia, Ostreida, Ostreidae. The coding region runs from base 4 to 1212 and encodes 402 amino acids. The transcript is spliced from 7 exons. Gene Ontology annotation, molecular function: carbohydrate binding. Gene Ontology annotation, biological process: biological process involved in interspecies interaction between organisms. The record is from RefSeq and is a predicted model, not a curated record.